Drosophila gunungcola (fruit fly) is the source of this 391-nucleotide messenger RNA. RefSeq lists its product as uncharacterized. Bases 1 to 285 code for a protein of 94 amino acids. Lineage: Eukaryota; Metazoa; Arthropoda; Insecta; Diptera; Drosophilidae. The record is from RefSeq and is a predicted model, not a curated record. The transcript is spliced from 3 exons.
AUGAUAUUCAGAUUAUUUUUUGUUCGCUUCAAAAACUUUACGAAUCCAUCAUGUGUUGUGGACCCCUCGGAUUCUGUGGACCCUGUAGCCCAUGUGGCGGUCCUUGUGGACCCUGUGGCCCCUGCGGGUCUUGCUGUGGCCCCUGUAGCUCCAGCUGCGGACCCUGCGGACCUUGUUGCGGACCCUGCGGUCCUUGCUGCGGAGGCUGUGGACCAUGUGGCCCUUGCUGCGGUCCUUGUGGGCCUUUUUGCGGCGGAUGUGGGUGCUAAACAACAAGUUCUGUGAACAUCUCGUCGUAGUAAACGGCUAAGAGUAGCUUAAGACCAUACGCAGAGCAAACUCCUCUCAAAGCGUGGACCAAGACAAUAAAAUAUGGAGUGAAUUUAAAAAC